AUGAGAACCCGUAGAUCGAACCGUUCAAAAAGAUACUCCGAGGCCAUUGACUACGGACUCGAUGACGACGAAGAGACCAAUGGAACGUCAACACGACGCGCUGCUCGUGAAGCCUCCGAUGAUGACAACUUCGUCGUCGACGCAGAGGCGGCGCCAGCAGAGGAUGACGAUUUCAUCGCGCCAGACGAGUCGGACGUCGACAUAAAAGACGGCUCAUUCCUUGCAAUCGACAGCGACGAUGAUGCGAACGGCACAGGCAACCUGAACCGCAAGAAGCGAAGCUACCACAAUCGCAGGAAAUUACCACCUGGCCAUGACGCGAACGCCAUGGAUCCGUAUCCGCAGGAGUCCCGGUUCACACAGACGCGAAUGCAUCACGGCAUAUUCUCCUCGUGGAUACGCACGGCAUUCUGGGACGACUUUUACGGGCCCGAUCCCCAUGCCGCGGCGCGAGCUGCUGACAUGUUCCGCAAAUGGGCGCCGUACGAGGUCCUGCCAUGCAAACUGCUGGAUGAGGAAUGGGCCCUACAGCCGACACCGUGGGUUCGCGAUGACUUUGAGGCCCUCGAGGCUGCGAUCGCGCGUGAGUGGUACGAGCGCGUUCGCAAGGAGCACCGUGGCCAAGUCCAGCGACCGUUGGACGAGCUCGAGGCGACGCCGUACCUGUCUUCGAUUGGCGGGGCACUGAAAAUCCUCAGUGGACCAUAUCCCGACCAGCAGCAGUAUAGUCUUGGCCUCAACGAAACUACGGCCCUAUCUUCGGACGGCCUCCCAUACGGUUCCGAUACCAUGGAGACGGACAAGACGGCCGACAAGCCCGCCGGGUGGAUGUUUGAUGUCGGCGGUCUCGUCCUGGGCAUGAGCUGGGUUCCCCGGGCGAAGACGACGACGCAGAUCCUUGCACUAGCCGUGAGCCCCUUUACCGACCAAGACUACGAUUGGCAGCAAGAACAAGACUAUGUGAACGAUGAGAUGGAGCGGGGCCGCAUCCAAUUAUGGGAGUUCAAGUGGGAGCAGGCAGACAAUGGUGUGAAGUAUCCGUCAAGGGAGCGACCUCGGCUUCUUCAGACUCUUUGUUUCGAUUGGGGCAGGGCGAAGACCAUGCACUGGUGCCCCGUACCUUCGGCUGUUGAAGGUCACCUGGGUCUCCUGGCUGUCUUGUGCAACGACCGCCAGGUUCAUAUACUUGACUUGCAAGAACCUGACAACGAGUCAAGUCCUUACAUUAAGAUCGAGACUUCCAUGGCCACGAUAGGAAGUCUACCGGGUCUUCCAGCAAGUGUCACUAUAUUUGCUUGGUCUGGAACCAACCGCAUUGUCACUGCACAUACUGACGGAUCCAUUGCACUCUGGUCUCUCCAUCCUCCGAAGUGCCUCUCACGACAUGCCGUACAUAGCACACACGUCUACCACCUAGCCACAGGCUACCCCUCGAAUCCUUAUCUCGUGGCUUCGACUCCCGUCAGUGGCCUGACCAUCGUCAUCGACCUGCUCGAUCCCAGCGUCGAGACGACGUCACAGACGAAUCCCGCCAUCGUGCCCCAACCAGAUCUCUUGCAAUGGUCAGAUCAUCUUCAAGGCUUCGUCUCCAUUUCCCCGUCCUCGCGGCCUCUCAACAGCACAGUUGGCUUCUUUCAUUCGCGGGCUUUUUCCGCCACGAUGCGCAAAGUCAUCGAUGGCGACGCCCUCCUGUCAUGCCUCGCCGUUGGCGUACAGCACCCUUUCGUGCUCAUCGCCUUCCUCGACGGCACCGUAUGGGCUUGCAACCCCAUGCACCGCGUCUUCGCUCCUCGCCACUACCCGCCCGCAUGGAAGCUGAAGCUCUUCGAGCACGAGCACAUUCCGCGCAUGCGCCUUGGCGCCGACCUCAACCCGCCCGAUGACCCUUGCCGCGGCGUGUCCCGAAUCGUGCAGGGGUGGAAGCCCGUCAUGAACAAGGGCCCGCAGGCGUUGAUCAACUUGGCGCGGAACACGCCUUCGGCACGACCGCCGAAGAAGAAGAGUAGGGCCAUCCCACGGCUGAAGAAGGCGAAGAAGAAGGCAGAGGAGGAGGCGGACCCGGGGGCUGCAGGAGCUGGGGAGAAUGGCGAAGACGGCGGCCUCUAUGCUGACCCUGAGAAGAUCAUCCUGCGAGAACCGCUAUCGAGGGCGACGGCUAUGGCCUGGAAUCCUAAUAUGGAGUUUGCUUGCUGGGCGGCCAUAUCGCUGGCGUCAGGGUUGGUCAAGGUGAUGGACCUCGGCGUGGAUUACCUGCCAGAAUAA
Molecule: messenger RNA, 2262 nt
Organism: Verticillium dahliae VdLs.17
Lineage: Eukaryota; Fungi; Ascomycota; Sordariomycetes; Glomerellales; Plectosphaerellaceae
Exons: 2
Coding region: 1-2262 (753 amino acids)
Biological process (GO): transcription by RNA polymerase III
Cellular component (GO): transcription factor TFIIIC complex
Molecular function (GO): protein binding
Source: RefSeq, a predicted model, not a curated record